AUGUCUCUGUCUCGUCAAUUCCUUCGACUUUCCACUCGUACUGCCAACUUUAAGAGCUCCAGAUCUUCUGAGAGCAUACUCAUAAGCCGUCACUUCUCUACUAGUCACAUAAGUUUAUUCUAUCGACCUUAUUCGCUCAAGAUGAACGGACACGGGGAUCUCAACAAUUCCCACGCUGGGAGGACAGCAGUCGAGCUUACCCCAGACCCAGCCUUUGCUUAUCGAUCCCUCGCCAUUGACCCUUCUGAUGACCCUUCUGAAGUCCGAGAGAAAUACCGCCCGUUUAUUCUUGAACAAAAGCACAUAAACGAUGAUUGGAUUGCAGAAUUGGAGCUGAGCACAGCUAUCCAAAUGGUUCAGUCCGAGAUUCUCGAUAAAGGCCUAGAUCGUCUGCGAAUCCUAGUCCUCUACGGUAGUCUACGGAGUCGAUCAUAUUCCCGCCUCCUCGCCUUCGAAGCUUCACGAAUCCUCCACCGCCUCGGCUGCGAUGUUCGAGUCUACGACCCAGCCGGCCUCCCUCAAGAAGACGAUAUUCAACAUAACCACCCAAAGGUUCAAGACCUCCGUGAGCUGAGCAAAUGGAGCGACGGCCAUGUUUGGAUAAGUCCGGAACAACAUGGAAACUUGACCGGCAUCUUCAAACAACAGAUUGACUGGAUUCCCCUCUCAACCGGAUCUGUCCGCCCAACCCAAGGCCGAAUCCUCGCCAUCGCCCAAGUCAGCGGCGGCUCGCAGUCCUUCAACGCUGUCAACUCUCUCCGUAUCCUCGGGCGUUGGAUGAGGAUGUUCACAAUACCUAACCAGAGUUCUGUGCCAAAGGCUUAUACGCAGUUUACUUCUGAGGAAGAAGGAAGUCGUAUGCUGCCGAGUGGGAAUCGUGAUCGCCUUGUCGAUUGUAUGGAGGAGCUUGUGAAAUAUACCAUUGUUAUGAGACCGCAUUUUGACCUUUUUGGGGAUCGGUUUAGUGAGAGGGAAGAGAGGAGGGCGAAGGAAGAGGGAAAAUAG
Messenger RNA from Fusarium mangiferae, 1005 nucleotides. RefSeq lists its product as uncharacterized. The coding region runs from base 1 to 1005 and encodes 334 amino acids. NCBI's taxonomy places the organism in Eukaryota, Fungi, Ascomycota, Sordariomycetes, Hypocreales, Nectriaceae. The record is from RefSeq and is a predicted model, not a curated record. The transcript has 3 exons. Gene Ontology annotation, molecular function: oxidoreductase activity.